Oxyura jamaicensis (ruddy duck) is the source of this 3440-nucleotide messenger RNA. RefSeq names its product actin binding LIM protein family member 2 (gene ABLIM2). The transcript has 22 exons. The coding region runs from base 270 to 2306 and encodes 678 amino acids. Gene Ontology annotation, cellular component: actin cytoskeleton. Gene Ontology annotation, molecular function: actin filament binding. Gene Ontology annotation, biological process: lamellipodium assembly; cytoskeleton organization. Lineage: Eukaryota; Metazoa; Chordata; Aves; Anseriformes; Anatidae. The record is from RefSeq and is a predicted model, not a curated record.
ACGCCCUGCGGACGUGCGAACAUUGAGCCUUCCGCAGGGCGCUAUUUUUACACGCCGGCAAGGUUUUGGCUCGCCUCCCGCCUGUGCGUGGGUGCUGCAGGAGUCAUCUGAGCCCUGGCCGCAGUUGUGCCGGAGCCGCUCUCGUGACAGCGUGCUGCCGCAGCGCCCGCUCGUCCCACUGCCGGCUGCUCCUUGCCUCAAGCAGAACUUGGGAACGCGUGGUGGCAUUUCCCACAUCCAUGUCCCGGUAGAGCUGGAUUAAUGCGGUAAUGCCGGAAGACACAGUUUCGCAACCCCAGGCUGUACAUAGCCAACUGGAGAAGCCAUCAAGUACUGCAAUUCUCUGCAAUACCUGCGGAAACCCAUGCAAAGGCGAAGUUUUGAGAGUUCAGAACAAAUAUUUCCAUAUUAAGUGCUUUGUUUGCAAAGCUUGUGGAUGUGACCUGGCUCAAGGAGGAUUUUUUGUGAGACAGGGAGACUACAUCUGUACUUUGGACUACCAGAGACUCUAUGGUACACGGUGCUUCAGUUGUGAUGAAUUCAUUGAGGGAGAAGUGGUCUCAGCACUGGGCAAAACCUAUCACCCAGACUGUUUUGUGUGUGCUGUGUGCAGGCUGCCUUUCCCUGCAGGCGACCGGGUAACUUUUAACGGGAAAGAGUGCAUCUGCCAGAAAUGUUCCCUGCCCCCUUCCAGCAGCACUGGCUCUUUCCCAGUACAGAACUUGCGAAAUUGUGGAGGCUGUGGUUCAGAAAUAAAAAAUGGUCAGUCAUUGGUUGCCUUGGACAAACACUGGCAUUUGGGCUGUUUUAAGUGCAAUACAUGUGGCAAGCUACUGAAUGCAGAGUACAUCAGCAAAGAUGGCAUUCCAUAUUGUGAAACAGACUAUCAUGCAAAGUUUGGUAUCAGAUGUGACAGUUGUGAAAAGUAUAUCACAGGAAGAGUGCUCGAGGCAGGAGAGAAACAUUAUCACCCAACUUGCGCACGAUGUUUCAGGUGCAGUCAGAUGUUUGCAGAAGGAGAAGAAAUGUAUCUUCAAGGUACAUCCAUCUGGCAUCCAGUUUGUAGACAGGCUGCCAAAGCUGAAGAAAAAAACAAGGAAACAAGGACUUCCUCUGAGAGUAUUAUUUCUGUACCUGCCUCAAGUACAUCAGGUUCACCAAGCCGUGUGAUCUAUGCAAAGCUUGGAGAUGAAAUUCUUGACUACAGGGAUUUGGCUGCUCUUCCUAAAAAUAAAGCCAUCUAUAAUAUUGACCGCCCAGAUAUGAUCUCCUAUUCUCCAUAUAUCAGUUACUCUUCAGAUGACAGGCAUAGUUACGGGGAGUCACCUCAGUUGCUCUCUCCAACACCUACUGAGGGUGACCAAGAUGACAGAUCUUUCAAACAGUACAGGACAUCAAGUCCUAGCUCUGCCGGCUCACUGGGUUAUGGUCGCUACACUCCAACGUCCCAUUCUCCUCAGCAUUACAGCAGACCAGCUGGUACUCAGAGUCUUGGUACCAGUAGCUGCAUCUCCCUGCCCCAACACCCAAGCCCUACAUCUACAUUCAGACAUCAUUACAUCCCUUUCUUCAAAGGCAGUGAAAGUGGUCGGAGCACUCCAAGCUUAUCCAUGUACUCAGACAGCAAAUCUUCAUCUUCUGUCUAUCAGCAGGCUCCUAGACAUUUCCAUAUUCCAGACACUGGCGUAAAAGAUAACAUCUAUAGGAAACCUCCUAUCUACAAACAGCAUGCAUCAAGAAGAUCAGAAGGGGAGGAUGGAAGUUUGGAUCAGGACAGUAAGAAGCUAAAGACCAGUUGGCUUAUUCUGAAAGGGGAUAUGGACACCAGAACUAAUUCCCCGGAUUCAGAAACUCGGUCCCUGUCUCUUACUCCUGGAACUGACAGAGAAAACUUCCAGAGAACACAGGAGGGUACUACUGCCACAUACUCCCGAUUUCCAUAUUCUAAAUCUGCUUCUCUACCUGGUUAUGGAAGGAAUGGUUUGCAUCAGCCUGAAAAUAUGGGCCAAUAUGAAACAGACCAAGAAGCAAGCUGGGGGAUGAAAGAAUACAAGGUAAGAAGGGCUUUUCCAACACUGGAAGAACAAUCAGAUUCAGCACUUCCUAGCAAGAUUUAUCCUUAUGAAACCCUUAUUGUAACAAACCGAGUUCGUGUGAAAUUGCCUAAGGAUGUGGACAGGACCAGACUGGAGAGGCAUUUGUCUCCUGAAGAGUUCCAGGAAGUCUUCAAAAUGAGCAUUGAGGAAUUUGAUCGUCUGGCACUUUGGAAGCGGAAUGACCUGAAGAAAAAAGCCCUGCUUUUCUAGUCCCUCAUGGAUAAACAUGUGCUUAAUCAAACAAAAAUAGUCUUGCCAGAACUAUCACAUGCACUUGCUGUUCAAUCAUUGUCCAGCUUCAUUGUGUUAGUAUGUGUCGGGGGAAACAGGACAGAUUAGAUGGCAAUGCGUUGGAAUACAGAGAAUUUGCUAACCUUGCAUGACCAGCUGUUUUUUUCAGUAACUCCUGGUCCUACCCAGUUUACAACAUGCAAAAAUCUAGCUUUAAAUUUAUUGUUGCUUGCAGUUAUUGCUUGAUGCAAAUCAAAAUUCUGAAAGGAAGAGAAAAAGUCUAGUUGUGACAAAGGAAAUGCAUUCAACAUUUUGUUUCAUUAAGUUUUACAAUACAAUUUUUACAAAAUCAAGUAAGUAAUUAAUAUAAAAUUCACCAAUGGGGGAUCACAUGCUAUUAAAAAUGUGGUAAAAGCCAAAGAAAAGCAUGUCCACAAGCAAUUAUUGCAGCUUAUGUUUAUGUGUGGUACUUUUUAAGAAUGAAAGCAAAAAUAUGGAAGCACCUUAAUUCUACUUCUUAUACUUUAGACACAGCCUACUCUCUAAAAGGUCGUAUUUGUCUAAAUGGUAACUAGCUAUCUUUAAUUACAGCACAAGAGUUUUUAUUUUAUUAAGAAUAUAUUGUGACAUAAAACACUUAUAAUGACAAAAUGUAUACAGAAACCUACUUAAAAAUGUAGUCCCAUUCAUCAGGAAAACUGAAGCCUUAUUACAAAACUGGCAUAAGAAUAUAUUAUGCCACUAAACUGUGUUUUCCUACUAUUUUAGGAUGUUUGGGGAACUUUUUUUUUUACAUUUCAUGCUGAUAAAAAUGCCAUGUAAUCUUAAUUAUAUGUAGAUAGAUAUCUAUCUAUAAAAGAUUUUUUUUUCAUUAAUAUAUAUUCUAAGUAAAGACAUUUUUAGUUUCUCUACUAUCUAGCUUAUCAUGAUAAGCCAUGAGAACUGUAAUAGCAAUUGGUAGGUAUGGAAAUGGAACAGUUCAGCAUAAAAUGUAACAAAAAAAAAAAAAAAGCAGCUUGGUGUGCUCUAUCAAUAGUAUAUCAAAUUAUAAUCAAAUAUAUGAAACCCUCAUGCAUUACUAUUUGCAUGUUUCUGUACAAAUCAAUUAAAAAA